AUGACGACCAAGGCGAAGCUCGGGGAGCUAAUGUGGGAGCACCGGCUGCGUGCGGCGGCGGCGGUGGCGUUCCUCGCCGUCGCCGUGGUGUCGAUCUCCGCCGUCGGGCCCAGGCUCGGCGCCGUGGUCUCCUUCUUCUGGCCGCUGCUCGUCUCCACGGGCUUCUUCCUCGUGGCCAUCACCGUGCUGCUCCGGAUCUCGCCGCCGCCCAGCGGCGCGGAGGAGUCCGGCAAGGAGAUCAUCGACUUCGUCGCCGGGUGCCGCCCCGAGCACCUCCUCCCGGAGGCGUCCGCCACCGUGGAGGUGCCGCCGGAGCCGGAGAUCUGA
Messenger RNA from Triticum turgidum subsp. durum (durum wheat), 327 nucleotides. NCBI's taxonomy places the organism in Eukaryota, Viridiplantae, Streptophyta, Magnoliopsida, Poales, Poaceae. The record is from the annotation of a GenBank genome assembly.